This is a messenger RNA of Phodopus roborovskii (desert hamster), 6235 nucleotides long. RefSeq lists its product as uncharacterized. Gene Ontology annotation, molecular function: GTP binding. The transcript has 7 exons. Bases 362 to 2548 code for a protein of 728 amino acids. The record is from RefSeq and is a predicted model, not a curated record. Lineage: Eukaryota; Metazoa; Chordata; Mammalia; Rodentia; Cricetidae.
CCAGGCCGCCCAGUGACUUCCUUUCUGCUCCGCCCUCAACACCCAGAGACCUCUGUAUUCACCGCUGAAGGGAAGGCAGGAGGCCGGGGCUUCUCUGGGCCACUUCAGAGUCUGUUACCAAGAAAGGUGAGCCUGAGCCUGUGAGCUGGGGUUAAGAGGGGUCUUGGCUGUGAGACCAAUGUGUCUGCUGCCUCCACACCUGCAUUUUGCAAAGCACUGUGCAGUGCAUGCGGCACAGGCAAGUGCAGGCUUCCAGAUGCUUGAGCGAUGGUCUGGAUUUCAACUUGAGCAAGUUCAGAGGAAGUUUUAGGAGUACACAUAUUCUUGAUGAACAAAACUCGUCUCUUCCCAUACUACUUUCAUGCGGAAUGAGCACAUGAAUGAGAAAAUAACUGAGAGUCAUCUAAGAAGCAUGGGAGGAAGGAAGAUGGCAAGAGACGAGGAAAGCAUCUAUGGCUUGGAGGAGGAUUCACCGGCCCCAAGGGUGCCCCUGCUGAGGCUCAUCCUGGUAGGUAGAACCGGGACUGGCAAGAGUGCCACUGGUAACAGCAUCCUGGGCCAGAAGUGCUUUCUGUCCAAGCUGGGGGCUGUGCCUGUCACCAGAGCCUGCUCCCGCGCCAACAGGAGAUGGGCCACCUGCUACGUGGAGGUGGUGGACACCCCAGAUAUCUUCAGCUCUGAGGUUCUGCAGACCGACCCUGGGUGCAUGGAGACAGCCCGCUGUUUCCUACUGUCAUCACCCGGGCCGCAUGUGCUGCUGCUGGUCACCCAGCUAGGUCGCUUCACCACCCAGGACUGCCAGGCGCUGGCUGGGGUGAAGCGGGUGUUCGGGGAACAGGUGAUGGCGCGGACUGUUGUGGUGUUCACUAGAAAGGAAGACCUAGCUGGAGAGUCGAUCCAGGAUUAUGUGCGCUGCACUGAUAACCACGCGCUGCGGAAGCUGGUAACAGAGUGCGGGGGUCGUGUGUGCGCCCUGAACAACCUCGCUACUGGCCAUGAGCGUGAGGCACAAGCUGAGCAGCUGCUAAACUUGGUCGCUCGCCUGGUGAGGGAGCACGGCGGCACGUACUACUCCAAUGAAGUGUAUGAUCUGGUGAAGACCAUGCGGAGCGCUGAUCCCCAGGACCAACUCACCAAGGUGGCAGAGAUGGUGGCAACACGCAUGCACAGACCCCUGCACACCAGGCUUCUAACUAGGUUGUGGGAAUGGCAGAAAUCCUACAAGAAGGGCGUGACUAUCUUCCUGGGUGUGGCCUUCCUCAUAUACCUGCUGGUCUACAAAAAGAUGGGCAUUGGGGACCAGAAUAGCAGAUACUCGGCAAGUGGCCAUCCUGUGAGAGCACCAUUCAUCAGGCACAAUCGCUCCUCCUGCCUGCAAGGGACUCAUGCUGGUGACGGAGGCCGAGCCCCGGAGAGUCCAGGCACACUCUGGUGCCACAGGACACUUGUGGAAGUCAGAGGACAACUUUCUGAAGUAACAUCUACCCUUAUCCUUGGUGCAAACAGCAUCUUUCUUGUGUCUGCUAUACCAUGGGCUAGCUGGCCUGACAGCUUCCAGCCAAUUCUCCUACCUCCACCGGCUGCUUCACUGUGUGCGAUGCUGGGAUUGCAGGUGGAGAAAAGAAUGGAAGGCCUUAAGAAGGGCACGUAUGGAACCAUAGCUGAAGGGAGCAGGGAAGCCUGCUAUGUAGCAGAAUCCUGCUGGCUGAGGAUCCUCCUGGUGGGCAAAUCUGGCUGCGGGAAAAGCGCCACAGGGAACAGCAUCCUCUGCCGACAAGCAUUCGAGUCCAGGCUCGGAGCCCAGUCAGUGACCAGGACCAGCCAGGCAGAAGUGGGCACAUGGAAGGGAAGGAGCUUCCUAGUGGUGGACACGCCUCCCAUCUUUGAGUCAAAGGCCCAGAACCAAGACAAGGACAUUGGAGACUGCUACCUGCUGUGUGCCCCAGGCCCCCAUGUACUGCUGUUGGUGACCCAGCUGGGACGCUUCACAGCCCAGGACACCACAGCCGUGAGGAGGGUGAAGGAGAUCUUCGGGGCGGGAGUCAUGAGGCACAUGAUCAUCCUCUUCACACACAAGGAAGACCUGGCCAAUGAGACCUUGGAUGAGUUUGUGACCCACACUGACAACCACAGCCUGCGCAGCCUGGUCCAGGAGUGUGGGAGGAGGUACUGUGCCUUUAAUAACAGGGCCUCUGGGGAAGAGCAGCAGGGACAGCUGGCAGAGCUCAUGGCCCUGGUGAGGGGGCUGGAGCAGGAGUGUGAGGGCUCCUUCCACAGCAAUGACCUCUUCUUGCAUGCCCAUGUGUUCCUCAGUGGUGGCAACAGUGAGCGCCAGGAAGCCUACAGGUGCUACCUGGUCAAAGUGAGGCAGGAGGUAGAGAGGCAGAGGCGGGAGCUGGAGGAGCAGGAGGGCAGCUGGGCGGCUAAGAAGCUUUGCAGAGUCAAAGCGUGCACGUGUUCCCACAUCGUAGCAGUCACCGUUCUGAUUAUGUGUGGUUUGAUUAUUAUAGCUAUUUUAAUUAACUUGUAUAUUACCCAGGGGCACUGAGCCUCUUCAGGGGAUUUCUGCCAUCAGCCCUUCCCCUUCCCCCCAUCUCUGACUAUGCUGGGGACCUCAGUUGCACUCUCAUUGACUCCCUGGAAUCAGAUAAACCAGUUUUCUUAUUAAUAACAUUAUGUAAAUUGCCAGGGGCUGUGAGAGUUACAGUAGGUGACAACUCGUGUUCAGAUGUCAACCCAGCAGAGGAAUGGUUAUCUGAUGGAGGGUAAAUGAUGAGGGAUGUCCUUCUGUAUAUAUGUUUUUUCUUAUUGGUUGAUUAAUAAAAUAGUUUGGCCAAUAGAGGCAGGAAGAUAGGCACAACUAGAAGAUGAGAAUUCUGGGAAAGGUAGGCAGAGAGAGACUGGGAGAAGAGGCCAUGUAGGGACUGGGAAGAAAGGACACACCAAACAUUCUCUGGUAAGAUAAGACCAUGUAGAAGUACAUAGAUUAGUAGUAAUGGGUUAAUAAUUAAGACAGAGCUAGCCAAUAAGAAGCCCUAGCCCAUCAGCCAACCAUUUUAUAACUAAUAUAGUGUCUCUGUGUUUAUUUGGGGCUGAAGCAGCAGCAGGACCUUGCAGGACAAGAGAAGUCCUGGCAACAGUUAAUCCUGUCCAAACAAGAUCUGCAGAACCAUCAACUCUGGAAACUGUUGCUCACUUUGCUAAAGCAGUUUGGUGUCUCCCCAAUACCUGCAUUGUAGUAUGUAAUCUCAUGAUUGCAUCUCAGUCUUAUGGGCACGUAUGUCUGUGGGUAGUUAGGUGACUUUUCAUUUAGCUGUAUGGUUUUUACAUAUAGAAUGUAUACUAGGGCAUGCUUCAUAAUUAGAUCUUUUUGUCCCAUGAGGGCUAUAGAUGCUUAAAAGCCUGCUCUGUUCCUUUUGGCUUAGACUAACAACACACAAUUAGCUCACCUUUUCCUCAAAGCACAUUCAAACUAGACUAAGUAGAACAUAAAUUUAAAACUUUACAGCUUUCGCAAAGUCAGAGUCAUAGAUGUCCAACCAAGGCUAUCAGGAAAAUCAUGCCAAUUCUUCCCUUGCCAGUGUGUUAACAAAAGGCUUAUUUAUGUCUCAAAGCUUAUCUCACUGUAUGCCCCCCCCCCCAAUGUCAUGGUAACCUUGGGCCCUUGUGUUGCCAUGGUAAUGGCUUAACUCCUUGUCCCUUGCCCUAGGAAUGUUCUUUUGAGCAAUGAGAAACAACUUUUGUAUUUUCUUUAUUGCUUCAAGUCUCCUGAGAGAAAGACAGUUUUGAAACUAGAUAGAGAAGAAUCUGGAAAAAGCUAGAAGUAAGACAUAAGAAGUAAGACAGGAGGAUCAGAAUAAAAGCAAGAGAAUAAAGAGGCUGUGAAAGUCAGGUCCCCUGAGCAAGUGGAAGCUCAUGAACCCCAGUCUGACAGCUGGGGAACCAGCAUAGAAUGGAACCAGGCCCCUGAAUGUGGGUGUCAGUUAGGAGACCUGGGCAGUCUACGAGGUCUCUGGCAGUGGAAUCAGUAUUUAUCCCUAGUACACAAAUGGAUUUUGGAAGCCAAUUUCUCAUGAAUGGACUUCCUCCCUUAGCCUAGAGCCUUGGGGGGGUGGCGACUAGGCCCUUCCACAAAUGAUAUGACAGACUUUGAUGAUCCCCCAUGGAAGGUCUCACCCUCCCUGGGGAGUGGAUGGGAGGUUGGUGUGUUGGUGUGGGGCAUGGGAGGAUGGGAGGGAGAGGGAACUGGGACUGAUAGGUAAAUUAAUUGUUUCUAAUUUAAAUUAUAUAUAUAUAUAUAUAUAAUUUAUAUAUGUCUCCAUCAUCUCUCCAACCCCAAGAAAGGAUAAGGGCAGUGUGUCUGAAGCAGGGGGCUCUGAGUAUAGAAGAGAAUGAAGUCAAGAGGCUUGGGCAUGAGUGGGAACUGGGUGAAGAGGUCAUAAGAGCAGCGUGGGUCUCACCCCAAGGAACACAAUGUGAGCAGUCAAGAAACACAGGAAGAAGAGAAUCUAAGGUCAGUGAUUAAAAGGCCUGAAGAUGCGUAUCUUGGGCUUGGAAGAUUGUAUAGUAGACAGCAUAGACACAAAAGCCACUAUGAUCAAGAGGCUACAUAUUCAUAAAAUUUGAUGAGCACUGAAUUUUAAAUCACAUAUAAUUUCCAUGUGUGAAGCUAUAACAUUAUUCUCCUUAAUUCUUCAGCCAUUUUAAAAAAAUAAACAAAAGGUGGGCUGGGUGGUGGUGGCACAUGCCUUUAAUCCCAGAAUUCAGGAGGCAGAGGCAGAGGCAGGCAGAUCUCUGUGAGUUUGAGGCCAGCCUGGUCUACAAAGCUACACAGAGAAGCCCUGUCUUAAAAUACAAAAAGAAAACGGUGAAAAUGAGUUGGAGAACCGGCUCAAGGGAUAAGAUCGCAUAUUGCUCUUCUCCAAAACCAGAGUUUGAAUCCCAGCAGCCACACCAGGCAGCUCACAAUAGCCUGUGACUGCAGCUCGAGGUAGUCCUAUGCCCUUUUGUGGCCUCCAGCGGCGCUGCACUCACACGUGCACAUUUCCAUACAGACACACAUGCACACACACAAAUAGAAAUAAAAUUAGUCUGUGUGUGUGUGUGUGUGUGUGUGUGUGUGUGUGUGUGUGUGAAAAUCAGAUUAGGAAGAUGGAUUUGGGGUGGUGGGUAAAGUACUUGCCCAACACCAAACAUGUGUCCAUAUAAAACCAAAGCUCAGUGGUGCACAUCUGUGAUUCCAGAACUGGAGGGAAAGGGAUGCAAGCGGAUCCCAGGGUCUCUCUGGCCAGCCAGUCUAGUGGAAAAGGCAGCUCCAGGAUGAGUGAGAGAAAUGCUUUGGAGUAAAGCUUCCAAGAAAAUGAAAAACUCUACAAUGAAAAGUGUAAGACAGAGGAAGAAACAGGAGAUGAAAGGAUUGAUCACACUCAAACACUCAGACAUUUCUCAAAAGAUGGACUGCAAAUGACCAAAAAGCAUAAGAAAAAAAUGUCUGCAUUACUAACCAUUAGAAAAAUGCAAAUUUCUUGAGGGGUUGGAAGGAUGGCUCAGCAGUUAAGAGUGAGUGUGUUUCAGAGGACCAGAGUUGGUUUCCCAGAAAUCACAUCAAGCAAUUCUCAACUGCCUGUAACUCCAGGUCUAAGGGGCCUGGAACCCUCUUCUGGAGAGGAUGCAGGGAAAAGGAGGAUACUUAUACACUGCGGGUGUGGAUGUAAACUAGUUCAGCUACCAUGGAAAUUAGCAUCUUUAGGAAACUAAAAAUAGAUAGACCAUGUAACCCAGCUAUAGCAUAUAGAAUGACAAGGCAUCUGAUUUCCUCGGUUUUGGUCCAGUGUUUCCAUACUGUCCUCCUGUUCUUCCUUUGGAAAUGGGAAUGUUUACUCUGUGCCCUGAUAUAGGGGAAGUACACAGGUUGCUAUGUUCAUGCAUAUUCAUCCAUAUUCACACCACAGAGACAACCACACAUCAGUGUCUAUGGCGGCACUAAGCAUUGCUAACAACAGCUCAAUUAUUGAACCUAAAUGAUCUAAAAUCGGAAAAUGAAAAGUAAAGUGUGGUGACAAUGGAACCUUUUUCUGCUUAUUUCAUUCUUCAAGCAUGACAACUAUAGUUACAUCAUUUCUACCCCUCCAAUGUCUCCUAGGUCUUUCUUAUUCCCUCUCAGCUCCAUGGCCUCUAAUCCUUUCGUUAUUAUACAUAUGUGUCCUAGUGUACAAAUAAAUACUACCUGCUGAGU